AUGAAAGUCGCAAUUUACCUAUCCAUCGUUGUCGCCGCUUCGGCUGCUGUUCAGAGGUUGAGCCGUGCCACCAACGAAAUCAGUGUUGAAAGCAUCUGCGGAGAACUCGGCGUAAUGAGAUUCAACGCCAACGAGCUCCCUGACCAUGUCUCUCCCAACGACGUCCGUAUGUGUGCCAAGCACCCCAGCGGCCGCAACCGCACUCUCGACCUUUCGGAGGGCGCUUGUUACUUUAAGGCGCCUUACGGCUGUAGUAGAGGUUGGUGUUGGAAGGCUUGCGAUGAAGGAGGCAAAUGGUGCUGGACUGCAGCAGAAAGUGGCUACGGCCCUUGGAGGAAAUGCGCAAGUUAUGCCGACUGUGGGACCCAUGAUGAUACGUUUGGUUGUGGUCGUUGGUGCGGGAAACAAUGCGGAUGCAGCUGUUAG
Messenger RNA from Trichoderma atroviride IMI 206040, 426 nucleotides. Lineage: Eukaryota; Fungi; Ascomycota; Sordariomycetes; Hypocreales; Hypocreaceae. The record is from RefSeq and is a predicted model, not a curated record.